AUGCAAGCGGACGUAGACGAAUACGAUCUCUCCACGGUUCUCAAUCGAGACUCUUUUACACAACUAGUCGAAUUUCGUCAAUGCCCAAUUGAAGGCCGAUCCCUUGUCAACAAACAGCCAUUAGCCCCUGGUGAUAUUGUCCUUGUUGAACGUCCUCAUUUGCAGUACUUGCUCAACCCAACAUGUCGAUCGUCUAUAUCACCCCACUAUACGAAGAAGCUUUGGCAAUCGCUUGAAGAGAUCCUCGAUCCCUACGAUGAUGAGUUUAUUCCUGGCAUUCCAGCAGCCAUGCUUGCCUAUCUCAACCUUGAUCACCCUGACGACGACUAUGACUUUUUUUACUAUCCUGAUUUCAGCCAUCCAACGGUUGACCUUGUUCGCCAAGUAUGCCAUGAAGCUACGGCCACAUUACCCGAGUUUGCCAAGGUGGAUGCUGAUAGCAUGAGUCGAUUCAUUCUCAAGAUCUAUGGCAAUGCACAUACAGUCUCCUUCCAUCAUGAUCGUGGAAAGACAACCCAUACACGACGCAAGCAACGCCGCGAGUAUUAUCGAUCCAAAUGGGGUGAAUCGUACAGCUUUCAAUAUGAUGAUCUAUCACGUCAACGUGGCAUGAUUUGCUUAAUGAGCUGGGGAAGCAAGUUUGCUCAUGCGUGCGCACCCAAUUUAUUCCUGCAAUACGAACCAAAAGAGAACUGUAUGGUGUUUCGCGCUGUUCGACAUCUUGAACCUGGUACCGUGCUCUCGUUUUCAUAUUUGCCUGAAGAUGACAUGUCAUUGGGUGGUCUCGUAUGUGGCACAACCGCCAUGCGCCGUGCCAAACUCGACAAGUUCAAGUUCUUUCAUUGUCAAUGCACUCGAUGUACCAAGGAAGAAGGAGAGGAGAAACAAGAGGAGGAUGUGGUAUCCAAGCAAAUGCAAGCAACCGUUCUAAAGUUGGCAGCCGUGGCCCAUGGAUUGCAAGAAGACCCCGAAGCUAUCAGCAUGAUCGAGCCCUACUUGAUUGAAGAAUUGGGAGAGAACAAUGUACCAAAGGAUCAUUGGGUCUAUGGGAUGGCUCAAUCAGCACUCGCUGCAUAUCACCUUCGUAUCUUUCCUACCAUGUUUGGCAAGGGUUUGGCUGAAAGACUUGGUUUGAUGGACAAAGGACUCGACGAGGCUGAAGCAUACAUCCAAUAUCUUCAUCAACACAUUUGGCCGGAUAAUCCAAUGGCUGCCUUUUUCGCUGGAUGGCGUGUAUUGGAAUUGGUUUUACCCAGAGAUCAUCCGCUAGUGGCAUUGGUCAAGGAACACUGGAUACCCCUUGUCCAUCAAGUCUUUGAAAAGCGUCGCUCACCUGUUAUCGAUGAUAUGAUUCAAAGAAUAGGCAAGUAG
Lichtheimia ornata is the source of this 1371-nucleotide messenger RNA. RefSeq lists its product as uncharacterized. Gene Ontology annotation, molecular function: protein binding. The coding region runs from base 1 to 1371 and encodes 456 amino acids. NCBI's taxonomy places the organism in Eukaryota, Fungi, Mucoromycota, Mucoromycetes, Mucorales, Lichtheimiaceae. The transcript has a single exon. The record is from RefSeq and is a predicted model, not a curated record.